AUGAAAAGUCUACGAAGAGACUUUUCCUCGAACCCACAGGCUCAGAAUGUAUCCAGCAAAGUCUUCAUCAGGUCGACAAAAAGCGGCAAGGUUCAGAAAAUCGUUCGCGAAUUAUACCUAAGACAAGAUAUCCCAUGCUCUUCGCAGUUAUGUACAAUAUGUGCGACCUAUGCACCAGCAGAUGCGAGUGGAAAUAUCGCACCAUUCGUUCUCUCCGAUCGCCCUGCCGGUACGAAAGCCUUCCCACAAGGCCAUUAUAUUAUUCCGGAUACAAAUGCAUUGUUGAAUGGGAUGGAUGUUUUCGAGCACACUGGCGCAUUCUAUGACGUGAUAAUUCUACAAACCGUCUUGGAAGAGCUCCGAAAUCUUUCGCUACCCCUCUACAACCGUCUUAUUUCCCUUAUCAAGUCCGAUGAGAAACGAUUCUACCUAUUCUUCAAUGAAUUUCGACUUGAGACCUACGUUCGCCGACAGAAUGAUGAAUCCAUCAAUGACCGAAAUGACCGAGCUGUGCGCGCUGUCGCAAAGUGGUAUACUGAACAUCUCCGUCAAGCCGCUAAAGGCAAAAGUAUUCCGGCAAUUGUUGUACUCACUGAUGAUAAAGAGAAUCUCCGCAAAGCGAAAGAGGAAGGCGUUGUAGCUCUGUCACUCGCUGCUUAUGUGUCAGGUCUUGAGGACUCUGAUACUCUGAUUGACAUGAUUAAUGAUUCUCGUGAGGAGAGAGGAAAGAGAACAGAAUUUUUCUACCCGGAAUACUAUACAAUGUCAAAAAUGAUGACGGGUGUACGCGCAGGAACAUUGCACCAAGGCAUAUUCAACAUUUCACCUUACAAUUAUUUGGAAGGGUCUGUGAAGGUGCCUGCGUUUGAGAAAUCGCUGCUCAUUCUUGGGCGUGACAACAGCAACCGAGCCGUCUCUGGCGAUGUAGUUGUCGUCGAAGUGCUUCCGAAAGAUCAGUGGAAGUCGCCGUCUUCAAAGAUCAUAGAUGAAGAAGCAGUCACCAAAAAUGAGAAUCCGGACAGUGAGGAGACAGAAGUUAUUGUGAACGAGAGGGAAAAGAGAGCUCUUCAGGAGGAAGUAAAGAAAGCCCAUGGUACAGUCGCCGAGGGAAAAGCCCAGCCAACUGCUCGAAUUGUGGGCAUCGUCAAGCGAAACUGGCGCCAAUAUGUUGGGCACGUCGAUGCAUCAUCGACGUCACUCCAGGGUAAUUCAGGAAGGCGUCAGCAAACCGUCUUUGUGCUUCCCAUGGACAAGCGUAUACCCAAGAUUCGAAUCAGAACCCGGCAAGCAGCCGAGCUUCUCGGUCAACGAAUUCUUGUGACCGUGGACAGCUGGGAUCGCGAUUCUCGGUAUCCUACCGGCCACUUUGUGCGAUCACUAGGAGAGUUAGAAACAAAGGCCGCAGAAACAGAAGCCCUGCUACUUGAGUAUGAUGUGCAGUAUCGACCAUUCCCAAAAGUGGUCUUGGAUUGUUUGCCUGCCGAAGGCCACGACUGGAGGGUUCCGACAAAUAUGGAUCACCCUGGUUGGCAAAAACGACGAGACUUACGAGAUCUACUAGUUUGCAGUAUUGACCCUCCUGGAUGUCAAGAUAUUGAUGAUGCUUUACAUGCACGCCUCUUGCCGAACGGAAACUACGAAGUGGGUGUUCAUAUCGCCGACGUAUCCAAUUUUGUCAAGCCAAACAAUGCGAUGGACUUGGAAGCAAGUUUACGUGGAACCACUGUCUAUCUGGUGGAUAAGAGAAUUGACAUGCUUCCAAUGCUCUUGGGAACUGAUCUGUGCUCUCUCAAACCAUAUGUAGAACGUUUUGCGUUUUCUACCAUCUGGGAGAUGACACCCAAUGGAGAGGUUGUGUCUUCUGAUUUCACAAAGUCUGUUAUUCGAUCACGGGAGGCAUUCAGUUACGAGCAGGCCCAGUUACGAAUUGACGACGCGUCUCAGACUGAUGACUUGACGCAAAGCAUGCGCACACUUUUACAUUUUUCCAAAAUCCUACGGCAAAAACGUAUGGAUGCAGGUGCUUUGAACCUUGCAUCUCCUGAGAUUCGAAUUGAAACCGAGUCGGAACUCAACGACCCGCUCACUGAUGUCAAGACAAAGGCGCAUCUGGCGACAAAUAGUCUUGUCGAAGAGUUCAUGCUUCUCGCCAACAUCACAGUCGCUUCUAAGAUCUACAGCGCAUUCCCUCAAACCGCCCUAUUACGAAGGCACGCCUCACCUCCUCCUCAAAAUUUCGAACAGUUGGCUGCACAGCUUCAGAAGAAGCGAGGCCUUAAUCUCGAUGUUUCUAGCUCAGGAGCUUUGGCCGAUUCGCUUGAUAAGUGUGUUGACCCUAAGAAUCCAUUUUUCAACACCUUGGUCCGUAUCUUGGCCACUCGUUGUAUGACUUCAGCCGAGUACUUUACUGCCGGUCAACACGCCGAAGCUGAAUUCCGACAUUAUGGACUUGCUUCACCUAUCUAUACACAUUUCACGUCUCCUAUCCGUCGUUAUGCCGAUCUUGUCGUCCAUCGACAACUUGCUGCCGCGAUUGGAUAUACUUCAGCUGAAGGUCUUAGUCGACGAAGUCAGCUAGAGGACGUCUGCAAAAAUAUCAAUUUCCGUCAUCGCAAUGCGCAGUUCGCGGGCAGAGCCAGUAUUGAAUACUAUGUCGGCCAAGCACUGAAGGCUCGGGGUGAGAUGAUGGCUAAGAACAAGGGCAAUGACAAGAACCUCGGUGUCGAUGAAGAGGCUUACAUCAUGCGAGUCUUUGAGAACGGCGUGGUUGUCUUUGUUCCUCGAUUCGGUAUCGAGGGCAUUGUGCGAUUGGAAGAUUUUAUGCUGCCUGGAGAGAAGGUACUACCUAACGUGCACGAUCCUGAACAGAUGAGGGAGGUUGCCCACCGACGGGAGAGCGAAUAUGAUGCUGAAGAGUACACUCUACGCGUGUGGGACAAGACCCAUCCAGAGACUGAAAGAUCUCUGAUGGUUGAGUUGUUUGAGAGAGUCCAGGUGAAUGUCAGCUCGGUCAAGGAAGAAGGCGGACGUGGUGCUGGCAAACGCAAAGUGCGGAUGCUCAUUCUAGGAAAAGUAUAG
Messenger RNA from Talaromyces amestolkiae, 3078 nucleotides. RefSeq lists its product as uncharacterized. The transcript has 2 exons. The coding region runs from base 1 to 3078 and encodes 1025 amino acids. Gene Ontology annotation, cellular component: cytoplasmic exosome (RNase complex); nuclear exosome (RNase complex). Gene Ontology annotation, molecular function: 3'-5'-RNA exonuclease activity; endonuclease activity; RNA binding. Lineage: Eukaryota; Fungi; Ascomycota; Eurotiomycetes; Eurotiales; Trichocomaceae. Gene Ontology annotation, biological process: rRNA catabolic process. The record is from RefSeq and is a predicted model, not a curated record.